This is a messenger RNA of Cornus florida, 2160 nucleotides long. RefSeq lists its product as uncharacterized. The record is from RefSeq and is a predicted model, not a curated record. The transcript is spliced from 2 exons. The coding region runs from base 376 to 1377 and encodes 333 amino acids. Lineage: Eukaryota; Viridiplantae; Streptophyta; Magnoliopsida; Cornales; Cornaceae.
CUCCUCUCCUCUCACUCUUUCAUUUCCUCUUUGAUUUCAAAUCUAAGGUUUCUACUUCCUUUUUUCAUCUUCACGUGUCCAAACACAAACACAGAUCCAUAACAGUUUCUGUAAAAUGUUAGUUGAGCGAUCAAUUGCUUCAGAAUUUCUACAUCUUCCCAAAAAGUAAGCUCUGUGAUAUGUUUGUCACAAUGAAAUUGGAUCCAAAUUAGGUUAUUGGUUUCUUUUUUUACUAUCUCGUGUCAGUAUUUUGGUACCUUUGGGAUUUUCCCUGGGCUUCCGUUAUACUACACAUGCAACUCUUGUGGUGCAUAAAUUUCUUCAAAUAGUGCAAGAUUAUUAUAUAGUUUUUUAACCUAAAUAUCAAGGUCUGACAUGAAUUGUUAUGAUAAUGAAAAACGCAUAACCAGAAGAAGGAAGAAGUCACAAAUGCUUGGUCCUUCACCGCCCGAACCAGUUUCGCCCACCUACAAACGCCGCAAAGGUCGCUCAUCGGGUUCUGGCCGGGUACAGCUCGCUCGAGCUUCAGCGGAUUCAUCGAGCAGGUCAUGCAACGGGACCAUUGUUUAUAUUUCUCCAUCUCUCCAAUCAAAUGGUAAUAAUCAAUCGGAACCUUUACAAUUUGGCGAACAAGUUAUUCAUGUAAAUACAUCACCAGUCAUUCUCCAGAAUAAACAGCAUAGCCAGAACAUGAAGAUAGAGUCCCAAGAUGUUGCUGUUAAUGAUCAGCCAAGUACUAGUUGUGUUCAGGAAGUCCAAGGUUCCCCAAUUCAUGAAGUUCAACUAUCAGUCAACUAUCCUCAGUGCAGCCGUGAAAAUGAGGGAGCUAACACCAGAGCUAAACACCCAUCAAGUAGCACAUCACGAGCAGACUCCAAUGUUGUGAACCAGAGUCUAGUCCCGAUUUUUCAAGCAAUAAUGGACAAGCACGGGGAUAUUUCUAAAAAUUGCUCACUGGAGUCCGAAUACAUGCGGACUUCUGUCCUGAUAGGAAUAUGCAAGAUUGUCCAAGAACUUCAGAGAAUUGGACUGACAGAAUUGGACUGCAGCCGCAUGUCUGCCUAUUCUUCUAUUUUGAAAGACGCCGAAAAGAUGAAAGUUGAUGUGAAAUGGCUGCAAGAGAGACUUGAUGAAAUCGAAGAAGUGGUACAAUCAAAUGUGGAGGCUAAGAGAUUAACAGAUAUAAAGACUCAGUGCAUGGAACAGGUUGAGGGUAUGAAAACAGAAGUGCAGAAUCUUAUGUCUGAAAUUGAAGCAAAAGAACGUCGAUUGGAACAGAAGACACUAGAGAUUGAAGAGCUGAACGAUACCAUCAGAGACAAGACUGCUGUAUCCCAGCGGUUCGAGGGCAAGUCUUUGUUGGACGGGCUUCUUUAGAUGCACCUGGAUGGUGUCUCUCUUUUGACUCAUCUUUUGGUUAUAUUUUGAAUAGUUUUCUUCCAUGUUUUUGACUCAUCUCAUGGUUAGAGCUAGGUAUUCUAGAGGGAAAGGGGAAGCAGGGACAGUAGGAGGACUUGUGUUUUUAAAUUUUUGGCAUGACAUUUCCCUCAUCUAUUGAACACAAUCAGUUUUUGAAUUGAUCCAGUGGAAUCAGAGUUGAUCAAACAGAAAUUAACUAUGACCCUGAUAUCCUUUUUGAGACUCUUGGUUCAUCUAUUUUAUUCCUAUGUAGUCUUGGUAUUGUAUAUUUGUUCUAUGUGAAUUAACUACUAAUUUCUUCAUUCAACUGUCAGAUUUUUUUUUUUUUUUUUUUUUGGACACUUAGUAGGUAUAGUGAAUUGCUAGACUUGUGAAAGUUUACGAUACCCUGGGAUUACUGAACCCCCGAGGUUUUCAGCCAUUGGAUGUGGUGGUGGGACUUACUUGAUGGAUGAUUCAAUGACCAAGGGUAUGGUUUCAAAGCACAUUCGGUUACACAAUUUACUGCUUUAUCACUUUGAUCGAGGCGAGAGAACGAACAAAGUAUAUCACUUUGAUCGAGGCGAGAGAACGAACAAAGUAUUUACUGCGAGUAUCACUACUCAAUACUAGUUUAGCUUCAUAUACUUGUCACCUUAAAAUUGAAAUGCAUUCUUAUUGAUAAUUAUUUGUUCCUUUGAUAACCUUAAUUUGCUCGCAAGUUAUAUCUCUGGCAGACUGGCACUUGCAGUUUUACAUGUA